Stomoxys calcitrans (stable fly) is the source of this 1163-nucleotide messenger RNA. Its product is annotated as tRNA-uridine aminocarboxypropyltransferase 1. NCBI's taxonomy places the organism in Eukaryota, Metazoa, Arthropoda, Insecta, Diptera, Muscidae. Gene Ontology annotation, cellular component: nucleus. Gene Ontology annotation, molecular function: tRNA-uridine aminocarboxypropyltransferase activity. The transcript has a single exon. The record is from RefSeq and is a predicted model, not a curated record. The coding region runs from base 154 to 1131 and encodes 325 amino acids. Gene Ontology annotation, biological process: tRNA modification.
CAUUUGGAUGAAAACAGCUGUUGAAACUUUUCGUCUUCUUUUUUUUUUUACUUUUGUUUCAUGGCAAAAUAAAGGUUCCAUGCUCCAUGUUAAAGACGAAAGAGUGCAUGCUGGUUCAUCACUAUUAUUAAGGGUACAAAACAGUUGAUCAAGAUGACGCAUCCUAUUGAAAUUGUAAGCCGGCCCCGAAAGUACCCAUUCGUCCAUAUGAAAAUUAACGACUUUACAGUUUUGGAUACCAUCGAAGGGCGGUAUAAUUGCUCGCAGUGUGCUCGUUCUCGUAAGUUUUUUUGCUACAGUUGUUAUAUACCAGUCGGAAAUCUGGGCGACAUAAUACCCACGGUGAAGAUUCCCCUUAAAAUUGAUAUUAUAAAACAUAAAAAAGAGAUUGAUGGCAAAAGUACUGCCGUACAUGCAGCAGUUCUUGCCGCAGACCAAGAUGUGCAAAUAUUUACCUACCCAGAUAUACCAGAUUAUUCAUUGGAGGAUAAUGUGGUCCUUAUAUUUCCCAGUGUGGAUAGCGUCACAGUGGCACAGCUAUUUGAGCGUAAUGUAAGGCUAUGUAGGGAAAACAAUUACGGAUUUCCCAAAGGCUAUAAUGUUGGCACUUUACUGAGAAAACGCCUGGAGGAGGUAGUCGAUGAAGAUUCUGGCGGACAAUGUACGGAAGAGCAAAACACAAAGUUGUAUACUUUUGAUAAUCUGCCCAUUAAAAAGGCCGUUUUUAUAGAUAGUACGUGGAACCAAAGUCGAGGUAUUUACAAAGAUGAACGAGUGAAGUGCUUAAAGCCCGUAGUUCUGCAAAAUAGAUGUUCACAAUUUUGGCGUCAUCAAAAAGGCAGCCCUCGCUGGUAUUUGGCAACGCUGGAAGCUGUACAUCAAUUUCUCCUAGAGGUGCACGUUAAUGCCUGGGGUUUGAAUAAGAACUACAAAGGAUUGGACAACUUGGAAAUAUGCGAUAAUUUCUAUAAAACAGCAAAGAUAAUAGACACAGACGAAGGCAACAUGCAUCCGCUAGCCCCAUAUAAUGGUCAAUACGACAAUUUGAUGUAUUUUUUCGCUAAUAUGUAUGACUUGAUACAUAAGUAUUAUGACCAUAAUGAAUUGAAAUCAUAUCGCAGACCAAUAUAAAGAAUAAAAAAGCUCCCAAACAAACAAAAGAA